CAACGUAGAGGGGUGGACGAAGAGCUCAUGUUAGAAGAUAGGGGAAAAGUGGGAAACUCUCAGUUGAAAUAUCGUAGCUACAGUUAUUAUAGAAUAUCUAAAUUGGGAUAAAAAUCUUUAAAGGCCCUUACGAAGAGGAAUUAGAUGACUUUUCCUCUGUACUCUUCCCCCACAGGCGGUCAUGGUGCUGUCGCCGCUCCAGCUACGCCAGGCUCCGUGGACGACGCGGACGGGAGCUGUUUGGGGUCAAUUCAAGUCAUGCAGGUUGCAAGAAACACGGGGUCUUGGCUUUCGCGGUUAUGGGCUUGGAUACCGACGAACAGCGUCGUGGCCUGGGCGCCGGCCUCCACCAUCCAUACGAGCGCCCAGCUGCUGCAAGACGGCGCCGCCAAGCAAGAAACUGAGGGGAAGACAGCGGCUCCAACUUCAGCUCCGAGCCGGAGCAGCUUCAGCAUUUACCCUCCAAUUCCAGGACAGGAGAGCUCUCUGAGGUGGGCAGGAAAGAAAUUUGAGGAGAUCCCAAUCGCACACAUUAAAGCAUCCUACAACAACACACAGAUCCAGGUAGUCUCUGCCAUGAACCAGCCCCUUGCCCGUGCUUCCUGUGGCACAGAGGGGUUCCGGAACGCCAAGAAGGGCACGGGCAUCGCAGCACAAACAGCAGGCAUAGCUGCUGCGGCGAAAGCCACGGGGAAGGGCGUGACCCACAUCCGAGUGGUGGUGAAAGGCCUGGGGCCAGGGCGCUUGUCUGCCAUCAAGGGACUAACCAUGGGGGGCCUGGAAGUGAUCUCGAUCACAGAUAACACCCCCAUCCCACACAACGGCUGCCGCCCCAGGAAGGCUCGCAGGCUGUGAUGGGAAGGAAGCCUGCACCUGAACCUGACUUCAAGCUCCACCUCCGGCUGGACCUCGUAAAAAGCACACUGGCAGAGUUCUCUCCAGAGGUCCUUCAGACACCAAGGGAGAGCACUGCCUCUUUACGUGGUGGCCUCUGUUGUACUUUUGACUAGAGAUCGGCAUGCCCAGAAGUGAGGCUGUGCCUCUCUUGGACACAAGGGGAGCCACAGGAGCAGCUGUGGCCCAGACUCCAACCAGUAAAUGCUUCCCUGCUCUAAAAAAAAAUAAACAUCUGUAUCAUCUGUA
This is a messenger RNA of Pteropus alecto (black flying fox), 1143 nucleotides long. It is a transcript of the gene MRPS11, whose product is annotated as mitochondrial ribosomal protein S11. Gene Ontology annotation, cellular component: mitochondrial small ribosomal subunit; ribosome. Lineage: Eukaryota; Metazoa; Chordata; Mammalia; Chiroptera; Pteropodidae. Gene Ontology annotation, biological process: translation; ribosomal small subunit assembly; maturation of SSU-rRNA from tricistronic rRNA transcript (SSU-rRNA, 5.8S rRNA, LSU-rRNA). The coding region runs from base 145 to 855 and encodes 236 amino acids. The record is from RefSeq and is a predicted model, not a curated record. The transcript has 6 exons. Gene Ontology annotation, molecular function: small ribosomal subunit rRNA binding; structural constituent of ribosome; mRNA 5'-UTR binding.